CACGGACAUUACAAAAACUACCUAGUCAAUUUGUUUCGUCGACUAUCACGAGCAGAUUAGAUAAUCUUUGCGAUGUGUUCCGUCGACUAUCACGGACAUUACAAAAACUACCUAGUCAAUUUGUUUCGUCGACUAUCACGAGCAAAUUAGAUAAUCUUUGUGAUGUGUUCCGUCGACUAUCACGGACAUUACAAAAACUACCUAGUCAAUUUGUUUCGUCGACUAUCACGAGCAAAUUAGAUAAUCUUUGUGAUGUGUUCCGUCGACUAUCACGGACAUUACAAAAACUACCUAGUCAAUUUGUUUCGUCGACUAUCACGAGCAAAUUAGAUAAUCUUUGUGAUGUGUUCCGUCGACUAUCACGGACAUUACAAAAACUACCUAGUCAAUUUGUUUCGUCGACUAUCACAAGCAAAUUAGAUAAUCUUUGUGAUGUGCUCCGUCGACUAUCACGGACAAUUCAAAAAUUACCUAGUCAAUUUGUUUCGUCGACUAUCACGAACAAAUUGGAUCCCCUGCUAAGUUUGUUCCGUCGACUAUCACGGGCAAGGUAGAAAUCCUAGACAAUUUGUUUCGUUGACUAUCACGAGCAAAUUAGACCAUCUUUUUAACUUGUUCUGUCGACUAUCACGGGCAAAUAAAAAUUACCUAGCCAAUUUGCUUCGUCGACUAUCACGAGCAAAUUAAAACCCCCCUACUAAAUUCGUUCCGUCAACUAUCACAGACAAUUUAGAAAACCUAGUCAAUUUGCUUCAUCGACUAUCACGAGCAAAUUAAAAAAACCCUUCUAAAUUUGUUCCGUCUACUAUCACGAGCAAUCUAGAAAACCUAGUCAAUUUGCUUCGUCGACUAUCACAAGCAAAUUAAAACCCUCAUGCUAAACUUGUUUCGUCGAUUAUCACAGACAAUUUAGAGAACCUAGUCAAUUUGCUUCGUCGACUAUCACGAGCAAAUUAUACCCUCUGCUAAACAUGUUUUGUCGACUAUCACGGGCAGUUUAGAUAACUAAGUAAAUUUGCUUCGUCGGCUUUCACGAGCAAAUGAGAUCCCUCCUUCUAAAACUUGUUUCGUCGACUAUCACGGACAAUGUAGAAAACCUAACCCCGCUCCGCAUACCGCGAGGGGGCAACCAAAUUCCCGAGUCUGCUUACCGCAACCGAAAGAAAAAAACCCUUCACCCACUCUGCAUACCGCAAGGGGGCAACCGAAAUCCCAAGUAUGCUCUACCGCCAUGGGAAUAAAUCUACACCCACUUUGCUUACCACACCGGGCAACCAAAUUCCAAAGUCUUCCCUACAGCCACGGGAACAAAUCAACAACUCACGGGAGCUGAGGAGCACCCCUACCAUUCAAUACCUCACGGGAGCUGAGGAGCGCCCCAACCAAUCAAAACCUCACAGGAGCUGGCGAGCCCCUCUAUCAGUCAACAACGCACGGGAGCUGAGGAGCGCCCCAACCAAUCAAAACCUCACAGGAGCUGGCGAGCCCCUCUAUCAGUCAACAACGCACGGGAGCUGAGGAGCGCCCCUACCAAUCAAUACCUCACAGGAGCUGGCGAGCCCCUCUAUCAUUCAAUAACGCAUAAGAAAUAAAGAGCACCCCUACCAAUCAAUACCUCACAGGAGCUGGCGAGCCCCUCUAUCAUUCAAUAACGCAUAAGAGAUAAAGAGCACCCCAACCAGUAAAUACCUAACCGGAACUGGCAAGCGCUAAAGAAAUAUAGCAGAAGAUGAUUGACGAGCAUCAGAAAAUCCGUCAACGAUGUUAAGUGUCAACAAAGUACUGUAGAGUGAGUACAAGAAAAUUUAUCGCGUUGACGAACGCUAUAUAAGUACGUAAAUUAUCCCUCAUUGGUGAAGGCUAUCAAAGAAAUUGAAGCCCUCGCAAUCAGCGAUCUCAUACCAACACACAAAACUAACAACAGUUCUCACAUAAAAAAUAAAAAACCCUACUCUCCUUGAAACUCUAACACAACUAUCGAGACUACUCUCACAAAAUGUGAUGUCUUUAUAGACACUUUGUAUAACUCUUUAUACAAAGAGAUAUACAAAGGGGGGCAACUGUAGACACCACAUUUUGUCCGAGAUAAUUGUUUUAUUGAAAAUAAUUUUGUCACGUCAUACUACAAUUAUAUUUAAAUAGAAGUUGAAGAUAGUUUGGUUGAGACUAUCAGUUGCAAGUCAAUAUGAACCAACAAUUGUCAAAUUUGCUCCUAGUCGAUUCUAGGGCCUAGUUAGUUAAGAUAGGACCGGUUUAAGUUAAGAUUAGCAGUGGCAAAUCUUACAUAUAAAUUCUCAAUUGGAUGGAAGAAAUAACUAGUGCAAAUUUUGUUGCUCGAGUUUGGAUUUGAAUUCGGUAUUUGAAAUGGGACAAAUUGAAUAGUGGAAUGAGCUUUAUUAUCAAAGAUUGUACAACAUGGGUAAUGACCUCUAAAUGAAGCAAGAAUUAGAAUUAACUACAAUGACUAAUGCUAACUCUACAAAAUUUGGGCACCAAUCAGAUCAAGACUAGGCCUCUUUGCUAUUUCUUUUGGGCCCAAAGCAAACCCAACCUGCAGAAAAAAAAGAAGACCAGUCAGUUCUCAAGUGAGAGUCCAAGUCCAUAGAUUAAGCCCAAAUCAAAGUAAUUCAAGACUAGACAGAGCCCAGUAUCGGCCCAGAAAAUUUAUGACAGGCCCAGCCCAGACAAACGUCCAACAAACAGGCCCAGCUCGGCCCAUCGAAAUCGGACCAUAACCGAACCGGCCUGGUUCGGCCUGACCACAUCCCAUCCACAGCCGACCUCAACACCAGGCACACUCUUCAAAGUCAUAUUAAAAAAAUGGACGAAUUAUAUAGCGACACGUGGCCGUUUGGUUUGCUUUAAAUGAGCUCCUUGAGCUCUUUGUUGGGAGGGGGACGAAUGGAAAAAGGAGAGAAACAUACAGAAAAUUCUAAAAAAAACAAGAGACUAAUCUUUUCAUUACAACAACAAACUGAGCCCAGAUCUGAAGGGUGGAGCACAAAGAAGUGUUCUUGGAGCAGAAUUCCCAAUCAGGUUGGUACUUUUGACUCUGCUUUAAUGUUGAUAGAUUGCAUUUCAGCUCGUUUCAUCCAGUCUUGAUCAUUAUACAAUUGCAAUAUCCAUCAACUUGUAUUGAAGCAAUUUAAUUUACAAACACUUCUGCAUUCUUUACGUUCAAGAACUGUAUUUACUUGUAAUAAGAUCUGCUCAUAGCAAUAGCAAUUCCAAUUCGGCAUUAAGCUUCUUUCAAUUGAGUAUUUAUUUACUUCUCUUAUCAAUUCAUAGACUAUUUUAAAGUUAUGUUAUGCUUUCCAUUUCCUUGCAAGCAAAUAGCUAGCCAAUAGUCUAUUUAUCAUAUACAAGCAAAUAGACAGAGGUCUUUAGAAACAAGCAAAUAGAUACGGGGCAAUCCAGAUCUAGAUACAACAAAAACACCCUAAAUAUGAUAAAAUUUCAGAUUUCAA
Molecule: messenger RNA, 3467 nt
Organism: Linum trigynum
Lineage: Eukaryota; Viridiplantae; Streptophyta; Magnoliopsida; Malpighiales; Linaceae
Source: the annotation of a GenBank genome assembly